Messenger RNA from Microcebus murinus (gray mouse lemur), 4418 nucleotides. RefSeq names its product centromere protein M (gene CENPM). The record is from RefSeq and is a predicted model, not a curated record. NCBI's taxonomy places the organism in Eukaryota, Metazoa, Chordata, Mammalia, Primates, Cheirogaleidae.
UCACCUCCCCAGUGAAGUGCAGCGUGGGCUCCCAGGGACACUUAAGGCACCUUCAUCUGCUGCUCCCCAGCUGGCUCUCACCUGCUGCAGUGCCUUUGCUUUUCACUGUCUGCCCAGCUGCCACUGGUAACUCCCAGAAGCAGGAUGACCCCUCUGGUGCCUGGGUCCUCAGCGCCCAGCAGGAGGCCUGGCCCGGGGGAGGCAGAGACUCAGCACAAGUUGAUCAAUGGGUCUCAGCUUAGCCCCUCCUGGGAAGUCCUGACCAGGUCCAAAGUCCUUCCAUGGCCCACUACUCUCUAAGGGCUCAUCUCCUGGCCCUCAGUCACCCCUCUAGCCUCACCUCCCCCCAAUUUCUCCGCACUCCAACUGCCUAAGCCAUUGGCCUCCUUGUGAUUCCUCAGAAGUGCCAGGAGUGCUCCCCCCUCAGGGCCUUUCCACUUGCAGUUUCUUCUGUACGAACUCUCUCCUUCCUUAUACUUAAUGGGAUCCUCUCUCACUGAAUUCAGGCAUCUGCUCAAAUGACACCUUCUCGGGAGAGGCCUGCCCUGACCUAAAGUAGCUUCUUCCCACCUAUCACUUCCCCUGCCCACUUUACUUUAUCUUUGUAGUGCUUCCUACUACCUGACUUUCAGGAAGUCCCCUCCACACCCCAGGCCGUGAAGAAGAGGAGUCAAGAACUACCCCAAGGUUCUGUUCUGAGCAGCUGCAAGGACAGAGUCAGCUGACAUGGGGGAAGACAUAGGAGGGGCGGUCUGGAAGGAACUAAGAGUGCUGUGAAUGUCCAGGCCAGGUGGCUCACGCCUGUAGUCUCAGCUGCAUAGGAGGCUGAGGCGGGAGGAUCGCUUGAGCCCAGGAAUUGAAGGCCAGCCUGGGCAACACAGCCAGACCCCGACUCUAAAGCAAACAAAAAAGAGAGUACUAUAUAUAAAUGAGUGUGAAUGAACAAAAGUGAACAAAUGAAUCAUUGAGAACUUUCUUUCCCUGAAAGUGUGGAACAAAAGGCCUGUACAGCGCCUUACGUUCCUUGGGUCAGUACUGCAAAGCCCUCUCAGAAAAGGAGGUAGCGGUUCCUUUAAGAGAACCCGUUAAGCCCCGCCCAUAGGGGGGCCACGUGCCCUAAGCUGAGCGCUGGGGGCGGAGUCGGGGCGGUUUGAAAGUCUGGCGCGGGAGCGGCGGUUCGGCUUGCCACUGGGAUGUCGGUGUUGAGGCCACUGGACAAGCUGCCCGGCCUGAACACGGCCACCAUCUUGCUGGUGGGCGCGGAGGAUGCUCUUCUGCAGCUGCUAGCGGACUCGAUGCUCAAGGAGGACUGCGUCUCCCAGCUGAAGGUCCUCCAGAACACAGAGGAGUCCCUGCGCCAUGUGGACAGCAGCUUUUUCUUGGGGAAGGUGUGCUUCCUCGCCACAGGUGCUGGGCAGGAGAACCACUGCAUCAUUCACCGGCACACCGUUGUGAAGCUGGCCCACACCUACCAAAGCCCUCUGCUCUUCUGUGACUUAGAGGUGGAAGGCUUCCGAGCCACCAUGGCGCAGCGCCUGGUACGCAUGCUGCAGAUCUGCGCUGGCCACAUGCCCGGUGUCUCAGCCCUGAAUCUGCUGUCCCUGCUGAGGAGCUCUGAGAGCCCCUCCCUUGAGGACCUAUGAGGGCCACUGGCCCCUGGGCUGCCCCUCCUCACAGCCUGGUGCCAGCUCCAUAAACGUUUGCUGUUGGUGAAGACCAGUCAGGGCUCAACAGGCGCUGGUCACCAGCCGGUGGUCUUGCAGGCUCCAGCAGGGAGUGCUGGGCAGGGUGGGGGGAGCCCAGCUGGUGGCACUGCAGCCCCCGCCACACGCACGCCUGCGGAGCCCUGUGUCUAUAACUAUCUGACACAUCACAUCUCCACUUAAGAUUUCAUUUGAACAAAGGGUCCGUGGCUUAAAGAAAAGUUUGAAAAUCACUGGUCUCCUCUACCACUUGGACGUUGCGGGUGAGGAAACUGGCUCGGGACGAGUAAGAGUGGGCGAGCAGGGAGCACGGACUCCUGAGCCCAGUGUGACUCACAACCUGGUCUGCUGUUACAGAGCCUCGCGUUGCCUCUCGGAGCUUCAGUUUCCCCAGGCGUAAACGAAGAUGGUUCUGCUCGUUGUGAGGGUCCAGUGAAACGACUGGUGAAGAGCCUGAGGCCGUGUGACUCCCUGCGCUUGUUUGUGUGUUUGCGACUUGCAUAAUGCAGUGUGUUGGCGCCUUGCACGGUGCCAGGCAGGCACCCAGUGAACAGUCACUAUUUGAAAUCACACAGAGCAGAGUUCAAAAACUGGUGCAAAUUGGGAAUUUACACCAGUUUUUGCAGAAGCUUCAGAAGUUUACGAAGUGAGAGAGCACUAGAGGGCUGGGUUUUGGGUUGGUGGUCAGAGACUGUGUGGCGAUGAUUGCUUUCCUUCUUUGAGUCUGAUGGGAAAUUUAUAGAAGUGUUGAAAGCAGACUCCAGGAAUCCCAUCAGCCAGGUCAAGGCUCCGUGCCACUGUGCGGAGGCGGGCUCGGCAUGUGAGGGGUCUGGUGGGAGAGACCCAGGAACAGCCAGGUCCUGACUCCCUCGGAGCAUAGCAGUGCCCUCGGCACCCCCAUGCUGCCGGAGCCUGGGCCUGCCCUCCACCUCAGGCCUCAGGAUGGUCCCUGCUUGAAGCCCUGGGCAGUGCCAGCACCGCAGGGCUCUGCCUUGGCGUCACCACCACAGCCAGGGGGUGUGCUCUUGGCUGAGGGUGGGCCGACUGAUGCCUCCUUGUAGGUGUCAUGGGGAUGGGGCCCUGUCUGCCUCCCUUCCGCAGGUACCUUCCAGAGCGCAGCCCGGGGCCCCGCCCCUAGUGCUCAGCAGGGGUUUGUAGACACCUGGCUGGCUGCGGCAGCCCCAUGGGCCCCGCUGAGGACCUCAGCUGCAUGGAUUCCGGUUGAGGCCCCACAUGUCAUCUGACAUUUGCAGGGCACUUCAUGCUUCACAGAGCUCUUCUCACACAGCAGUAGCUCCUGUCGCCGCCUGGCAGACCUGUGAGGUUGAUGAUGUUUCCCCAUUUCACAGUUCAUGACACUGAGACCACUGUCAUCAGUGGUGUAUCCUCAGUCACACAGCUAAUUGGUGGCAGAACCAGCCCUGGCCCUCUGCUUUCCAGUUGUCUUCCUGUGUGUCUAAUUGUUGAGUAAAGGUCUGGGCAUCUCCACCGGGCAGGCCCCGAGCUGGGAACACAGAAGGUGGAGACGGGCUUUGCACCUGAGAGAGCAGCAGUCUACAAGCGCAGUCUCUUAAAGCCGUGGUCCUCGGCAUGGGACCACCGGGACGCAGUUAGCACUAUGGGGAGGGCUCAGGAGUAGCAGGUAGGCAAAGAGCAGAGGCCUCACCACAGGAGGGGGACAGGGACAGGUGUGGUCAUGAGCAGGCCUUUGGCUAGUAGCAAGGAACUCCCUUGGGCAUUUGGUCAGGGUGGAAGGAUGAGGCUGGCAGAGAGAGGUGGAGGUUUGUGUUGGUCCCUUAAGGGGUGGGUGGUAGCAGAGGUCCAGAGAAUGCCAGCCCUCCCAGAGUGCACAGGGCUUCUAGAAACAGACAUUAUCUCCGUUCCCCUCAGUAUCCUGGGCCACAAAGGGUGGGGCCUUACAGGCGGGUGGGCGGUAGGGUAGGUCUUUGGGAGGCUGGAGUGUGGUGUCUGUGCAGGGGAGGGGGGCAGUGUGGAUACAGCCUGCCACCUCCUCUGGGCCUGUCACUUUCCUGGAGACAAAGGGAGGCCUUCCCCUCACCCCUCACUCCCCAGCCAGCAUGGGGCACACCUCUCUCUCCCAGGUCCCUGUGCCACAUUUUCUUUGCCACCUGGUACCAUUUAACAAGAGAAGCGGCAUCACAUUCUCCAGCCAAGGAUCUGGGAGCCUUCCAAGCGCUGGGGGAACAUGAUGCCGUCACUGCUGCCAGCUCCCAGCCGAGCUUGGCAGGGGCCCUAGAACCAAGAGGCCGCCCUCUGGGGUUGGGGGCUGGCCUGCCCCUGAUCACAGAGCUCAGCAGAGCUGAGCCACACUUCAGUGGCAGUCAGGUGCCCUCUCAGACUUGCUGUCCCUGGAAGGCUAGGGGUGGGUGGCAGGCAGUGUGUUGCUGCACACCAUCUGGAGGCCAGUGACAGUGUCCGGGAGGAUGUGACUGAGGGCAGUGAUGGAAGGCCAGUCUAUGCCUGAUGAGUGCCUGGAGUUGGUGCCUGGCACGGUGGCGGGCGCAGGGAGACGGGAGAGGCCAGGCUUAGCUGCUUACUGAAGACAUGACCUUUGGCAGGUCACUUGCCCUCGAGGAGCCGCACAGACCCUUGUCUAUAGAAUGGGGUCAGGCCAGCUAAUGCCUUUCUCCCCAGCUGACAGUGAUGAAGCCAUUAUUUUACAUAUUUUUUUUUUUUGAGACAGAGUCUCACUUU